Molecule: messenger RNA, 408 nt
Organism: Sitodiplosis mosellana (orange wheat blossom midge)
Lineage: Eukaryota; Metazoa; Arthropoda; Insecta; Diptera; Cecidomyiidae
Product: chromobox protein homolog hpl-1-like
Exons: 3
Coding region: 1-408 (135 amino acids)
Biological process (GO): chromatin organization; negative regulation of transcription by RNA polymerase II
Cellular component (GO): pericentric heterochromatin
Molecular function (GO): chromatin binding
Source: RefSeq, a predicted model, not a curated record
AUGAGCCGUGAAUACGAAGUCGAAGCAAUCAUCGGUCGGCGUGUGAUAAGAGGAAAGGAAAAGUACCGCGUAAAAUGGACUGGUUAUCCAGAGGAAGAGGCAACUUGGGAACCGGUUGAAAGCCUACAGUCUUGCCUUGAAUUGAUAAUCGAGUUCAACGAAAACACCGCUCAAAGAGAACGACAAAAUGAAAUAAUUGAUUGGGAAGCAGCGAAAAAUUUUUCCGUUGAAGUAAUGGAGUUCUUUGGGUCGCGUUUGGUUUGGAAAUCGCUGGAUGAAAUGUUGGACCCAGAAACUGUUGAUGAUAACACUGGAACCAAUGAAAAUGACCAGCCAUCGACAAGCAAUUCAUCAACGCGCCAGCCGACAAUAACACCACCACCAAAUGAAAUAGAAUACGAUGACUAG